Calliphora vicina (urban bluebottle blowfly) is the source of this 2847-nucleotide messenger RNA. RefSeq lists its product as uncharacterized. Gene Ontology annotation, biological process: proteolysis. The record is from RefSeq and is a predicted model, not a curated record. Gene Ontology annotation, molecular function: serine-type endopeptidase activity. NCBI's taxonomy places the organism in Eukaryota, Metazoa, Arthropoda, Insecta, Diptera, Calliphoridae. The coding region runs from base 307 to 2844 and encodes 845 amino acids. The transcript is spliced from 7 exons.
UGAUGAAUGACAAGUUUAUUGUUGUCUUCUCUACAUAAUUCUUAUUUAUAAAAUUAAAAAUAAAAGAAUUGCAUGUAUAUGCCACACGUUUUAAAUGUUCCACGUACAUAAAAGUAAAUCAAAAUAUUAAUGCAGAGUAAAUGCGUCGAGUAUUAUGUAUUUAUAGCAAAUAAAAAGUGGAUCUGCAUCUUAAUUACUUCGAUUUUGGUUAUGGCUUUUGACUGGUUGGUUUUAAUAAAAAAAAGUGUUAUAAAAAGUUAAUUGUUUAAACUUGAUUGAUUGGCGUCAGUCAAACAGUAUUAUAACAUGAACUGGCAGUUUUUAUUGAAGUUAUUGGCUUUAAUGCAAAUAUUCAAAUUAUCUGAGAAUAGUCAUGUACAAUUGGCUAAACAGCAUUUACAAACGGAAGUUAAUGCUUCAAUAGGUCAUUUACCAUCACCGUCACCGCCACCAUUAGCAGCCGUAAGUUCUUCAAGUGCACACCCUUUUUAUCACCAUCAUCUACAUAAAAGACACAGUCAACAGUUUGGCCCGCCUCUACCGCCAUCACAACAGCGUCAAUAUCAUCAGCAUUGGCAGAGAAAUGGCCAAAGAGCUGAACGUCGUCACUAUCGUCUGCAUCAUCAUCGUCCACAUAAUAGAUGGGUGCCGCGUCGUCAUCACCAUCAUCACCAUUCGCAUGCCCAGUAUACCCCUUGGACAGCUUGGUCACCCUGUUCGCCGGAGUGUUUACAACGCAGAGAACGUUAUUGCAAAACGAAACGGAAAUGCGGUCAUAUUAAACAUAUAGAGGAACGCAAAUGUUGGCGAUGUCAUCCCGCUUGGCCAGCAACGUCAAGCAGUCUACCGCCACAUGCAGUCCAACAGCAACAACAGCAGCAGCAGCAACAACAAUCACAACAAGUCAACAGUGGAACACCAACAAUUGUUAUCAAUGCGGCUGCAGCAGCCGCCACUGCACCAGUUUCAGCAACAAGUGCAAUCACACAGCCAGAAUCUCACCAUCAUCAUGAUCAACAACAACAUCCCACACCAGAAAUUGUACUACCCACUGAGUUGAACAACAUACAUCAUCCUGUUACAAUUCAUCCACACGAUUUAGAUGAAGACGACGAAGAUCAUCAUGCAACAUCGCAUUUCAAAGAUGACACCAGUGAUGAUUACGAUGAUGAAGACAAUGACGAGACAGACUUUUAUAUUGUAAAGACUAAGAGAAAAAGAAAACAUCACCAUAAACGGAAGCCUCAAUUGAAUGAAUUUGAGGAUUAUUUGGAGUAUGGUGAAGUAGCUGGUGGCCUGACAUCUAAAGAACAGCAACAAGAUGAUCUCAGAGAUUUGGGUUUGGCCACAUCAACCGAGCUCUUAGAUCCCUCUAGUAGUGAAGUGAGAUCAAUUCAAAAUCAGAAAUUUCUACCUUCUACUUCAGCCAAUCAGCUACGUUCCAUGAGACAGAGGGAAAAGAAGAGAUCUAGAGGUCAUCGUCAGGGCAGGCAUAAUUCAAGACGAAAUUUGAAGGGUGCUGUGGGCGUAUACGAUGAUGGUGCCAUUGAGGGUGAUGUAUUUCAAUAUGAAGAUUUCGAUAUCGAUAUAAGUCGUGCCGAACAUCAAUAUGGUGAUGUCUCGUAUGAGGAUCCGGUGGAUGAGGAUGCGGGAAAUUCUUCGAAUUUAACACCCUCAAAAGAGCGAGCAACACCAGAGCAUUUAAUACCAAAACAUAGACGCAUAUAUUCCAAAUGGAGCAGAUGGACGAAAUGUUCGCCGAAGUGUACAACGAGAAGAUAUAAAAAAUGUCGCGUUCGCGAGCAGUGUGGCCGCGAGGUUUUACGUGAAAUUGCCUACUGCUAUACCGAAGGAAGCUUUUGCCAACAAUGGCUGCAGGCACAGGUACAAAAGUCUCCGUCCUACGACAUGAGACCGGUGGCCACACGUCGCCGUGACAUAAGCGAUGAUGGUGGCACUCUCUCCAAUUCUAUAGGCGGUACCCUUAGUGAUUUUAUUAUGAAUGGCAAGGGUUAUCGUGGACCUGAAUACACACCGAUGAAAUUGAAAUGUGGCAUUGCACCGAUACGUAGCAAUAAACGUAACAUGUAUAAUAUGCUGAAAAUUAUUGGUGGCAAGGCGGCACGCAAGGGUGAAUGGCCGUGGCAAGUGGCGAUAUUUAAUCGAUAUAAGGAAGCCUUUUGUGGCGGUACUUUAAUAGCACCCCAAUGGGUGUUGACGGCAGCUCAUUGUGUGCGCAAAGUAUUGUAUGUGCGCAUAGGAGAACAUAAUUUAGACUAUGAAGAUGGCACUGAGAUGCAAGUAAAAGUGCUGAAAAGUUUCAAACAUCCCAAUUUUGACAAGAAAACGGUGGACAGUGAUGUGGCCCUAUUAAAACUUCCCAAACCCAUUAACGGUACUACAUGGAUAGGUUUCUCUUGCCUGCCACGGCCCUAUCAACCUUUGCCCAAGAAUAUGGAUUGCACGGUCAUAGGUUGGGGUAAACGGCGCAAUCGUGAUAUAGCAGGCACUAGUGUGCUGCAUCAGGCCGAGGUGCCCAUCAUACCCAUGGACAAUUGUCGUUCGGUGUAUCAUGAUUACACAAUAACGAAGAAUAUGUUUUGUGCGGGCCACAAACGAGGACGCAUCGACACAUGUGCCGGUGAUUCAGGAGGUCCUCUACUAUGUCGCGACACCACAAAACCCAAUCAUCCCUGGACCAUAUUUGGCAUAACAUCGUUCGGUGAUGGCUGUGCGAAACGUAAUAAAUUUGGUAUUUAUGCCAAAGUACCCAACUAUGUUGACUGGGUAUGGUCGGUCAUUAAUUGCAAUGGCAAUUGUAAAAUGCAUCAACGUUCGACCUAAGAA